AUGAACAGCGAGUACGAUUAUUUGUUUAAACUGUUGCUGAUUGGUAACUCAGGUGUGGGUAAAUCAUGUCUGUUGUUGAGAUUCUCGGAUGACACCUAUACAAAUGACUACAUUUCUACUAUUGGUGUGGACUUUAAGAUCAAGACUGUGGAGCUGGAUGGCAAGACUGUGAAGUUGCAAAUUUGGGACACUGCUGGACAGGAGAGGUUCCGCACGAUAACAUCUUCGUACUAUCGUGGAUCACAUGGUAUCAUCAUUGUGUAUGAUGUGACCGACCAGGAGUCGUUCAAUGGGGUCAAGAUGUGGCUACAGGAGAUCGACCGUUACGCCACGUCGACCGUUUUGAAGCUGUUGGUCGGAAACAAAUGUGAUCUGGGGGAUAAGAGAGUUGUAGAGUACGACGUUGCCAAGGAGUUUGCCGAGGCCAACAACAUGCCUUUCUUGGAGACCAGUGCGUUGGACUCUACAAACGUUGAGGAGGCGUUCUUAACGAUGGCCAAGCAGAUAAAGGACAGCAUGGCAAACCGACAGAGACAUGACGGCGCCGGCGGCAACCAAAAGGAUGACAGUGGUAACGUCAACUUGAAGGGCCAGAGCUUGACCGAAAACUCGGCUGGUGGAUGUUGCUAG
Torulaspora globosa is the source of this 630-nucleotide messenger RNA. It is a transcript of the gene YPT1, whose product is annotated as Rab family GTPase YPT1. The transcript has a single exon. Gene Ontology annotation, molecular function: GTP binding; GTPase activity. The record is from RefSeq and is a predicted model, not a curated record. Lineage: Eukaryota; Fungi; Ascomycota; Saccharomycetes; Saccharomycetales; Saccharomycetaceae. The coding region runs from base 1 to 630 and encodes 209 amino acids.